AUGCGCCAAAUUCGCCAGUUGGUGGCUGACCGCAUUUCCCAGGUAAUUAAAGCGCUCUACGACUACCAACCGGAGCCGGGGACCUCACAGGAAUUGGCAUUCAGCAAGGGAGAUUUCUUUCACGUUAUCAGCAGGGAGGACGAUUCGGAUUGGUACGAAGCGUGCAAUCCGCUGAUCCCUAGUGCUAGGGGGCUUGUGCCCGUCUCCUUUUUUGAGGUUAUCGGCAAAAACGAGAGGGAUAGUGGGGGUUCCGGCGACCUGUCCAAGGACCACGACUCAGGAUUCUCCGACCGCGGUCUUUCCCAAGAUUCUCCCAUCACCAAGAACGGCGCAUUUAGAAUGUCUGCACUCAAGGGUCAAGGCGCCAUGGUCUAUGGAAUUGUCCAGUACGAUUUUCAGGCGGAGCGACCCGAUGAAUUGGACGCGAAGGCGGGCGAAGCCAUUAUCGUCAUCGCCCAAUCUAAUCCGGAGUGGUUUGUCGCCAAACCUAUCGGUCGUCUCGGCGGCCCAGGACUGAUUCCCGUUUCUUUCAUCGAAUUGCGUGAUAUGCAGAGCGGACAGGCUGUGACCGACCCGCUUGAUGCAGUGCGACGCGCCGGUGUUCCCAAGGUUGAGGAGUGGAAGAAGAUGACGGCGGAAUACAAGAAUAGUAGUAUCACACUGGGCAAAAUCGAGGCUGGUCACGGCGGUGGCAACAUGAUGGCUGUCACCUCGGGUAUGGAGAACAUGUCCAUGGGCCACCAGAGUCAAAUGAGUCAAAAUGGCAAUGUUUAUGUAGGCGAAAUUUCUGAUUCCCAUUUGCGAUUCCAUUUACUGACCGAUGAUGGGCUUGAGCAGGAGCACCAACGUAACGCCAGCAAGGGAACCUUGUCGCAAGUACCCAUGGCGCAACAAGGUUACCAACUUCUCAUCCCCGUCUCCGCCUACAUUCCACGCUACUGUUUCGAUAACGACAAGUAUUGGUACAUUAUCGAGGCGAAGAUGGAAGACGGUCGCUGCUGGGAGCUGUCGCGUUAUUAUCACGAUUUCUACGACUUCCAGAUCGCCCUUCUGACUCAAUUCGAAGACGAAGCUGGCAACCGUGGUCGUGGGCGAACCCUCCCUUUCAUGCCCGGUCCUGUCACCCACGUCACGGACGCGAUUUCCAAUGGCCGACGACAGAACCUGGACGAAUACAUCAAGAAGCUCCUGUCUAUGCCCCCGCAUAUUUCGCGUUGUCAACUCGUGUGCGAACUCUUCUCGCCCCGAGAAGGCGACUUCGAAAUCGACCCCAAUGCGUUCGGCGAGGACGCGCGGUUCUCAGGUGGAUCUCAACACUCCGGCGGCAUGGAUACCCAACAAACCGUGUCGCGCCAGUCUUCGCAGCAGCAAAUCAAUGCGUCCACUGAGCGGAUAUCUCAGCAGCGUGCUCCAGCACCCACACCCUAUGCCAACGGUGGCCCGCCACCCAUGAACCGCCAACCCAGCUCCAUUACCCAAGCCUCCGGCGCAUCGGCCAACAGCGCGAUGAAGGUCAAGGUGUUCUUCCAGGAUGACCUGAUUGCGAUCCGCAUCCCAUCUGGCGUGAGCAUGCAGCACCUCAAGGACAAGCUAUGCGACCGGUUGAAGAUCCAGGACGACAUAGUUGUGCAGUACCGUGACGAAUCCUCUGGCUCCUACAUCGAUCUCUACACAGAUCAGGAUCUGGAGAAUGCCAUGCAGCGGAACACCAAGCUGACCCUCUUCGUCAAUGUCGCAUAA
Messenger RNA from Penicillium expansum, 1740 nucleotides. Its product is annotated as phosphatidylinositol-3-phosphate-binding protein BEM1. The transcript has 2 exons. Gene Ontology annotation, biological process: conjugation with cellular fusion. Bases 1 to 1740 code for a protein of 579 amino acids. Gene Ontology annotation, cellular component: mating projection tip. NCBI's taxonomy places the organism in Eukaryota, Fungi, Ascomycota, Eurotiomycetes, Eurotiales, Aspergillaceae. The record is from RefSeq and is a predicted model, not a curated record. Gene Ontology annotation, molecular function: protein binding; phosphatidylinositol binding.